CAUGCAGUGUGAGUUGUGGCCUAUAGCCGGCGACAGAGAGCCCCAUUUCUGUAAAAACAACAUCUCACCUUCUUUCUUUAGUCCAAGUGCUGGAGCACGUUUGAGUGACCAUGGAGUGCGUUUGCUGUCAUGUAGUUGAGCGUUAAUACGGCGUGAAUAGCAGGAGAGGGGGACUUUCGCGUGGAUACCAGGAGCCACAGUCGAGCUAUGGCUGCACGGGAGGAAGGAGAGGUUUUGCACAGUAAAACAAGGCACCACGACGGAGCUGGAAGUGUAAACAGCUCAGAAGGCUUCAGGAACGGCUAUGUGAAGAGCUGCGUCACCCCCCUGAAACAGGACCAUCAGAGGGGAUUUUUGUUUAGCGUGUGCAGGUUUUGCAACGAAGACAUUCUCAGCUCCAAACUGUUAAAGGUCUCUGCCCUGUACGUGGGCGCUUUUGUGAUUUUCGCGGUCUCCUUUCUAAUUUCCAGGAGCUUGCAAAGUGACUCGCUUUGGGAUUUGCGGACUUUUUUGUCGGGCUUCUCCCAGUCCAUCAGUCCUUUAUUCAGCAUAGGAUGUGCUUUCUUCUUCCUGACACUUUACCUGAGGAGGAAAAAGAAGGAGAGCACCAAAUGCUGGCUGGUGUCACUGCCAGCAUCGUGUUACCUCGGGGAUUUUUUGGUCUUGCGGUUUUUACAAUGGGGAGAGGACCAGCACCAGAUGCAAAUGGUGGGCAGGUUGUUAUUCGUGUUGGGAUGUGUGGGUCUGCUCACGCUGAUCCCAACGCUAAAACUCAAACACAGUGUUCUCAUACUGGUUUUUGCCAGCGUUGUGUGGCUUGUUUCUUUCACAAGUUUGAGCGGUCUGCCCGCACUGCUCAGACCGCUCUUUGCCUGCUUUGCGGGGGUUUCUGGCUCCCUGUUGGGGCUCUGCUUUGACCGCUACUACCCGUCGAGGGAAGCACCGAGUGGGAUUUCCAGCGCGGAGGAAAAGGUCCCUGUGAUCAGACCUAGGAGAAGGUCCAGUUGCGUGUCGCUGGGGGAGACGUCGACCAGCUAUUAUGGCAGUUGUAAAAUGCCUCGCAGACCUUCGUUGCCCUGUAUAUCCAGAGAGCAGAUGAUCUUAUGGGACUGGGAUCUGAAACACUGGUACAAACCACAGUAUCAGGGUGCAGUGAGCGGCAACGGUGUGGACCUUUCAGUCAUCAACGAGGCCAGGAAUCUGGUGUCAGACCUGCUCAUGGACUCGUCGCUGCCUCCACACACUAUCUCAGUUCUGCGCAGCAUCUCCAGCCUCAUGGGGACGUUUUCAGGCUCAUGCCGCCCCAGGGUCAACCCUUUUACCCCCUUUCCAGGUUUCUACUCCUGCGAUGAGGUGGAGGACUCUGUAGAGAGGAGUGAUAGGAAACCUAUUAAGGGUUUGAACAGCAGAAACAGCCUCCCCACCCCUCAGCCAAGGCGUAGUUCCACCUCAUCUGCAUCCUCCACACUCCCUUCUCUUGACUGCGCCUCUUCACGGUGGGAGCGUAACAACGGCAAGAGACCCCACUCUGACCUCAGCUUGACCAGCUCAGGUUUGUCCAAUGGGCCUAAUGCAAACCUGCUCACCAUUCCCAAGCAGAGAUCUUCCUCUGUCACCCUCACAUACCAUGCGGGGCCCAGGAGAGCAGGCACAUCACCGAGCCUGAGCCCCGUCACCUCUCCAAGCCACAGUCCUCCCGCUGUAGGCACUGGUUCUUCAUCAUCCCUUGUUCCUCGAUUGCCUGUGGAGUUCCCAGACACGGCUGACUUCUUGACGAAGCCUAGUGUAAAUCUGAACCUGCAUAAACCCUUGGGCUACACAAUAAACUCCCCUGAUUUCCGUAGCUCCACCUUACCUCUCUGCACCAGCUGUGGUCGUCAGAUGCUCAAGGGCAACAGUGAUACAGGGGAAUCCCAUCAACCGUACACCACUGAGGCUCAGCGGAGACGCUCAGCAGGGGAAGGGCCAGAGUUCAUAGGAGAACCUCUGAUCAGGGAGGAGAGUUCGGAGAUGGAUGUGUCUGAAGAUGGGAGCCCAGACGAUGGGGGGGACCAGAGGCUGACAGAGGAGGAGAAGGAGAAGAGCACGAGCACAGACCAGCAGACUCAGGAAUCAGAGGAUGAACAGGAGUUUAUGCUAGAUCCUAUGCUCGAGGAACACGAGACCCUCAUGGAGAGGAUGAACACCUGGAACUUCCAGAUUUUUGACCUGGUGGACAAAACAGGAGGGAAGACCGGAAGGAUCCUAAGCUAUGUGACAUACACCCUUUUCCAGGAUAUGUGUCUCUUUGAGAUCUUCAAGAUCCCUGUGAGGGAGUUUAUGACAUACUUCUGUGCUCUGGAAAAUGGAUACAGAGACAUUCCUUAUCAUAAUCGGGUACAUGCUACUGAUGUGCUGCACGCUGUUUGGUACCUGACCACUCGACCAAUCCCUGGGUUCCAGCAGAUCCACAGUGAGCAUGUGACUGGGAGUGACACAGAUUCAGAUAGUGGAAUCUCUCCAGGCAGGAUAUCCUACGCCUCGUCCAAGAGCUCCUCAAUUUCAGAUGACAGCUAUGGCUGCCUGUCCUGGAACAUCCCUGCCCUGGAGCUCAUGGCCCUUUAUGUAGCAGCUGCAAUGCACGACUAUGACCACCCUGGUCGCACAAAUGCCUUUCUAGUAGCCACUAAUGCACCUCAGGCUGUGCUGUACAAUGACCGCUCAGUGCUGGAGAACCACCAUGCAGCAUCUGCCUGGAGCCUCUACCUUUCCCGGCCUGAGUUCAACUUCCUUGUCAACCUGGAUCACAUGGAAUUCAAGCGUUUUCGUUUCCUCGUCAUCGAGGCUAUACUGGCCACAGACCUCAAGAAGCACUUUGAUUUCCUGGCUGAAUUCAAUUCCAAGGUGAACGAUGUGAACAGUCCAGGAAUUGAUUGGACCAACGAGAACGAUAGACUGCUGGUGUGCCAAGUGUGCAUAAAGUUGGCAGAUAUCAAUGGACCAGCCAAAGUCCGUGACUUGCACCUCAAAUGGACAGAAGGCAUCGUCAAUGAGUUCUACGAACAGGGAGAUGAAGAAUCCAGGUUGGGAUUACCCAUCAGCCCCUUCAUGGACCGCUCCUCCCCUCAGUUGGCCAAGCUGCAGGAGUCCUUCAUCACACACAUUGUAGGACCGCUUUGUAACUCCUACGAUGCUGCUGGCUUACUUCCUGGCCACUGGAUUACUGAAGAGGGGUCGGAUGACGAUGACGAGGAGGGCCACGUGGACAUCGAAACAGACGAAGAUGAAGAUGAGGAAGAUGAGCUAGAAGAAGAGCUGGCACCAAGAAGGAGGAAAAAACGGCGCAGGUUGUUCUGCAGCAUCAUGCAGCACCUGACAGAGAACCACAAGGUGUGGAAGAAGAUCAUCGAUGAGGAGGAUAAGAGCAAAGAGCUUGCCAAACAGCAGCAGCCAGACAGUUUGCCCACCUCUCCGUCAGAUGACAUCCAGGUCAUCCAAGAGGAGGAAGAGGGGGAGGAGCGUCAGUAGCAGCAAGAGGAGCAGACGCGUGGACAAGAAAAGGAGAGGCAGUACAAGGACACGAGGCCCUCAACCACCUGCCUUUCACCGACUUUAACAUUUGACAAAUGCACAUAAAACACACGUUCCCUCUCUCUUACACACACCCACACGAACACACAAACAUAUUGAAAGAUUCACUGUGCUGACACUCAAACGCUUAAGCAGUCACAUUGUUUUUGGAGAAACAAAAAGGCCUUACUACUGUGAGCGGAUCCUUACUGCAACGGUGGGGGCCCAACUCCUAUGCACUUUCACCCCAUGAAGAGUCAAGUGCACCCAGAGAAACGCACCAGGACUGAGGAGGCAGAAGGUGCAGAAAAAGAAGAGCGUGGACUGAUGUCCAGGAUGAACUUGUCCUCCAUGGUAACCUGGCUGUGAUGCUGCCUUGAAUGCAAAGCGCUUAACACUUACCACCUCCCUUAGGUACAAAAACAGUUUCUGUGUAUUUCAAAAGGAAAGGUAGAGGAAACAUACUGAAGCAAAUGACAUCAUGAAGUGGUAGAUACCCUUUACCAAAGGAAAGACAAGAGACUGAAACUGUUUCAGCUUCAAUGUCAGGUAUAUUUUUGAAUUAUAUAUAUAUAUAUAUAUAUAUACAUAUAUAUAUCAAAUGUGCCUGUCUGAACCUUUACUAAGUCCAUAUUGGCCCAGAGCCUAGGCUUGUGUAGUUCUCUCCUUGCUGGUGACACGAAACACUGUAUCAGACUCAGUCACAGAGACAGUAUUGAAAUGUUGACUGAUUAAUAGCAUUAUAUAUGCAUCAUUUUUGAUGCUUUUACUCAUGCGUACCACCUGUCUUUUUGGGUUUUUUUGUUUUAUUUUUCUCUCUCUGUCCUUUGUUUCGUUUGAAUGUGUGAACAUUUUUGUCCGGAAUGUGACGGAGAAAAUGAGCAGGGAGAAAGAGAUCGCAUUUUUAAUUAUUUUAUUAUGUAAUUUGUAUGUAUGUUUGUUUGUCCUGUUAGCAACAGUUGAUUUCUAAUCAGUGAAAUGUCCUCUGGUUGGUGUUUAACAUGUCGCAUUCAGAUCAGGAGUGCCGAUUCAAUGAAUGGAUUCUUCAUUUUCCUUUUUUUGAUUCUAAGUAUUUUUUUAAAGGUUACUCAGGAUUCACGCAAAGUUGAAUAAUUAUUUUGCAAGAGUUUAUGUCAUUAAUAUGAAAUACACUUUCAAACGUAAGAAGAUUAAAAAUCUGGGUGACUGAAGUAGUUUGUAAUCUCUCAAUGAACAACUCGACUACAAACAAAUUCAAGCAAUCCUCGAGAAAUCCUCUGUGACAGAGGGACAUGCGGUAUGCGCCGUCUCUUGGCCAUCCAUACACUGUUUGCGUAACCUUUUUACAAUCUCACUGGAGAAAGGCCUUUCUUGGUUGUCAGCAGACUGCAAAUGUGUCUUCUGUAGCAGCAGCACAUCAUGCACACAUGCUAUAACAGUGUGUUUGGGUUUGUUUAGGGUUUUUCAAUUGAAUUUUAAAAUGAUUUAAAAUUCAAACUCUCAUUUUAACAGUACAGUAUCUAAAUGCAGACGUUUAGACAAACUUUUCUCCUUUGUUCACACUUAUGACUUGGCCAGUUUGCAAAGAAGGGAUCCAAAGUUUCAUGUCACUUUGGUUUUGUUUCUAUAUAUAUACAUAUAAAUAUAUAUCCUAACCUACCAUGAGGAAGGUUAAAGAACUCUUGGCAUUCCACUAGAAUAAGACAUUAUAUCAAAGGGAAGUUAGAACUGUCACCUAGCUCCUUUCUCACGUUAUUGAAUCAUACUGUCUGGAGAAAAUGUUAAGUAAGCAGUGUAAACUGAGAUAGUAAUAUUUAAAGACACAAAAUAGAUACAGAUGUGCACAUUUUAAUACCAAACAAGUGUUUAGCCGCUGUACAAAAGAGUAUGUGCAUAUAAAGAUAUAUUUUUAAAAUAAUCAAAUGAAUGCAUCUGUUUUCUACUCACAGCUGACAUAUUGUACAUUGCGAUCCUGUAAUUACCUUUGUGUUUCCAAAGUUUUUAUCUACUUCUAUUUCCAGGUGUGGAACUGUGGGGCUUGGUGUUUUGAUUUAGAUUUUUUCAUUUUUCCAACUUCAGCAUCUGUCUGUUCUGUAUCAUAACCACUCUUAUAUUCUUCAUCGUCUCUCUCUGUCCCUGUCUUUAUCACCUGACCCAGCUAGUGCCAAACGUUACCUACAUAGAUUAAUUUGUGUGCUGUGAUGAGCUGAUUGGCAAAACACAAAAAAACAAAAAAAAUUGCUCCGGUACCGUUUGUGAAAAGAGAAGCAGCUCGUGUCAAAUACUCCACCGGGAUCAAAGUGGCAGUGACAGUGUUAAGAAUAGCGGGUGGACUCAGAGCCAUAAACAAUAUGACAAACGUGUCAUAGUUUUCUUUUCUUUCUUUUUUUUCACAUGGACCCGUGCUGGACUAUAAAGCAUCGGUAGCCCCUGACCUGACGUAUUCCAGCUCAUUAAGUUGUAAAAGUUUGUUGGCUUCUCGCUGUGCAGUCCUUCAAACCACAGUGUCCUCUGAUGAUUGUGCCAUAAAUACAUCAAUGAAUGGUUGUUACCCUUAUGUAGCAUCAAUAUACGUACGUUUGUCUAAUGUAACCAUUCACCCUUAUCUACACUGUGGAGGCAACAGAUUUUUGUUGUUAUUUAUAGCUGUCAUAAAACACACCAUCCCUCAAGUAUCAGCAGUUCUCAUUGAUUUUUAUUGGUGUCUGUGUUUGUCUGUGUGAGCCCAAAAUAUAUACGCCUUUCUUUCUCUCUUUUUUUUUUAUUUUAUUUUAUUUUUUUUGUCCAUGCCAUCCCAUAAAAACAGGAGAAUAACCUUAAAGACAUGAGAUAUACCAACUGUGUAUUCACUUCCUCUUAUGGAACAGUACAUGUACAAACUAUGCUUGAUUUAUGAAGGAUCAGGUCACUUCAAUUCCACACAAGAUCAGUACACAAAAUUUGAGCGUCUCUCAAUGUAUUGGUUUGAUCUUAGUAGUUUGAUUUAUAAUCAUUUGACUCAUGAGUGGAUUGUCUCCAUGGUUUCAGUGUCUACACCUUUAACAAAGGGGGCAUACUGUGCCUGUUUAGUUUUUCUACCUAUGAGUAGAAUUGUAGGUAGAAAAACAUUUUUAAAGAAGCUGCUUUCAGCUCUUGGAGGUUUCUUCCUGUUAAAAGGGAGUUUUUCCUUCCCACUGUCACCAAGUGCUUGCUUAUAUACUCAUGGUGGGGGUCGUCUGAUUUUGCAGGUUUUCUCUCUAUUUUUUUAGGGUCUUUUCCUACAAUUUAGAGUGA
Messenger RNA from Pelmatolapia mariae (spotted tilapia), 6801 nucleotides. RefSeq names its product phosphodiesterase 3B (gene pde3b). Gene Ontology annotation, biological process: signal transduction. The record is from RefSeq and is a predicted model, not a curated record. Gene Ontology annotation, cellular component: membrane. Bases 208 to 3507 code for a protein of 1099 amino acids. NCBI's taxonomy places the organism in Eukaryota, Metazoa, Chordata, Actinopteri, Cichliformes, Cichlidae. Gene Ontology annotation, molecular function: protein kinase B binding; calmodulin-activated 3',5'-cyclic-GMP phosphodiesterase activity. The transcript has 16 exons.